This is a messenger RNA of Antrostomus carolinensis (chuck-will's-widow), 324 nucleotides long. RefSeq names its product NADH:ubiquinone oxidoreductase subunit A7 (gene NDUFA7). Gene Ontology annotation, cellular component: mitochondrial inner membrane; respiratory chain complex I. The coding region runs from base 1 to 324 and encodes 107 amino acids. The record is from RefSeq and is a predicted model, not a curated record. The transcript is spliced from 3 exons. Gene Ontology annotation, biological process: ATP synthesis coupled electron transport; mitochondrial electron transport, NADH to ubiquinone. Lineage: Eukaryota; Metazoa; Chordata; Aves; Caprimulgiformes; Caprimulgidae.
AUGAGACGCUGUCGCCUUGUCUUGCAGCGAGACCUCCAGGCUAAGCUGGCGCUGCGCUACACGGAGAUCUCCAAGAGAACCCAACCUCCACCUCGGCUCCCGGUAGGUCCCAGUCAUAAGUUCGCCAAUAAUUAUUAUUGUAGCCGGGAUGGACGCCGAGAAUCCCUCCCGCCUAUCGUGGUGGUGGCAGCACAGAAAACCAUCACUGCGGGGGCUCAGGCUGGCAGUUCAGACUCUGCAGUGACAACAGCUGAGAAAAAACCAGUGACACCAGGACCAACACUUAAGAAGUGGGAAAUUUCAAAAGACCAGCCCUACUUGUGA